CUUCUUAAGUGUAAAUUGCUCGUUCGCUUCUGCUCGAGAAAAUUUCGUGAAACACCAAAACCUAAACCAACAAAAAUGAAAUUCUUUUUGCUAUUGGCUUUGGCCCUUGUGGGCAUUGCUGCUGGAGCUCAGCUGCCUGACUCCGCCACCCAGGGACCCAAUCCUCAGGAUAUUGCCACUCCGGAGCCGGAGUACAUUGAUAUCGACGAACCUGCACCAGUGGCUGCCGCCCCUGCUCCUCGUCCUGUGGCCGCUGCUCCCCGUCCCGUCUUCGCCGCCCCCGCUCCCCUCGCUCGACCAGUUGCUCGUCCAGUGGCUCGCCCCGUGGUUGUGGCCCAAUCCUUCGUCCAGCAGCCCGUCCAGCAGCAGAUUGUCCAGAGGGCUCAAUACGUGGCGCCGGUGGCUCAGCAGGUGGUGUUGCCGCAGCAGCAGCUGGUGGGUCACACCUACAACAGCAGGGCUGGAUACCAGUACCGCCGUCCAGUCUAUCAUUAACAAUUACCUAAAUCAACACACACAUUACCACGCACUGAUCCACACUACCAAACUGUCCAACUAUCAAAAUAUCGUAUUAUAACUAUCCUAAUCCUAGAACGAAACCAUCAAAGAAACGACCAACAAGAACAAGCCAAGAUCAAAAGCAUAAAGAGCGAAGUACAAAGAGACAAAUGAUGUUCUAAAGACAAAGAUCGAAAAACGAAGUAUUCAGUUAUUGUUGAAUUGCCCAGUAAAGUACGAAUAAAUAAACGUA
This is a messenger RNA of Drosophila mauritiana, 751 nucleotides long. Its product is annotated as induced stolen tip protein TUB8. NCBI's taxonomy places the organism in Eukaryota, Metazoa, Arthropoda, Insecta, Diptera, Drosophilidae. The transcript is spliced from 3 exons. The record is from RefSeq and is a predicted model, not a curated record. The coding region runs from base 76 to 495 and encodes 139 amino acids.